Thyridium curvatum is the source of this 1680-nucleotide messenger RNA. RefSeq lists its product as uncharacterized. The coding region runs from base 1 to 1680 and encodes 559 amino acids. NCBI's taxonomy places the organism in Eukaryota, Fungi, Ascomycota, Sordariomycetes, Thyridiales, Thyridiaceae. Gene Ontology annotation, biological process: transmembrane transport. The record is from RefSeq and is a predicted model, not a curated record. Gene Ontology annotation, molecular function: transmembrane transporter activity. The transcript has 2 exons.
AUGGGCGUUUCCAACGUUGGGAACCCCAAGGCCUCGCCCGACCGCGAGGAGCACAUCGAGCAUGCCCGACCGCGCGACAGCGAACAGACGGUUGUCGAGCCCGAGAAGCACGGGCAGCACCUGGGUCCCUCGGGGACGGCGACUUCAGAACACAAGAGGACCCAGCUGCCUGAUGGCAAGCGGGAACUCCUCGAGGCCGACGAGUAUCACCAUCUCGGCUACUGCUAUCCAACAUGGAAGAAGUGGGCUAUCCUCUCCGUCAUGUUCCUCAUCCAGAUCAGCAUCAACCUCAACGCCAGCCUCUACGCCAACGCCGUCAAGAACGUCUCCCACAAGUUCGGCGUGAGCGAGCAGGUCGCACGCAUCCCCCAGCUCACGUUCCUCUGUGCCUACGCCUUUGGCUGCGAGCUUUGGGCCCCGUGGUCUGAGGAACUCGGCCGCUGGCCAACCCAACAGCUGAGUCUGCUGCUUGUAAACAUCUGGCAGCUGCCCUGCGCCUUUGCCCCCAACUAUGGCACUCUGGUCGUCUGCCGUCUCCUAGGCGGACUCUCCACAGCAGGCGGUUCAGUCACCUUGGGUGUGCUUGCCGACAUGUGGGAGCCUGAUGACCAAGAGUACGCCAUUGCCUGGCUCGUCUUGUCGUCUGUCGGAGGCUCCGUCGUCGGCGCCGUCGUCGGUGGUUUCGUCGAGGCGAACAAGACGCUCGAGUGGAUCUUCUGGACCCAGCUCAUCGCCGGAGGUACCGUUCAGCUCCUGCACUUUGUCCUCGUGCCCGAGACUCGUGCCACAAUCAUUCUCGACAGGCUUGCCAAGAAGAGGAGAAAAAAUGGCGAGGGCGAGGUGUACGGCCCCAACGAGGUUCGCAAGAUGACUGGCAAGGGCUUGACUUUCCGCGAGGUACUCGUCAUUUGGUGCCGACCCUUUUAUAUGCUCAUCACGGAGCCCAUCAUUGCCUGGCUGUCCGCUGUCAGUGGCUUCAGUGACAACUUGAUCUUCAUCUUCCUCCAAGGCUUCCAGCCCGUGUACAAGCAAUGGGGCUUCGGCACGAUUGGUAUCAGCCUGGCCUUCAUACCGCUGCUGGUUGGCUACAUCAUCGCGUACUUUUCAUUCUUGCCAUCGAUCCAUAUGUUCCGGCAAAAGAGGCGCAAGUACGGCUCUGACUCUGUACCGCCCGAAGCGAGACUUUGGUGGCUACGAUAUGUAAUCCUUCUGGAACCGAUAGGGCUAAUCGGAUUCGCCUGGACUUCUCUGGGGCCGCCCCGGGUCCACUGGAUCGCACCCAUGAUCUUCUCUUCCCUCGUCGGCAUCGCCAAUUACUCCAUCUAUCAGUCAUCCAUCGACUACACUGUCGCAGCAUACGGCAUCUACGCCGCCUCAGCCACCGGCGGCAAUGACUUUGCCCGCGACUUCUUGUCCGGCAUCGCCGCCAUCUACUCCACGCCCAUGUACGAGAACAUCGGCAAAGAGCACCCGCUGGAGUGGGCUUCGACCAUCCUGGCCAUAAUUGCUGUCCUCGUGACGACGCCCGUCUUUUACUUUUACAAGCACGGGCCGGAGAUCCGCAAGCGGUCCAAGUUCGCUGCCGAGAUCGAGAAGGCGAGGAAGGAGGGCCGGCAAGGCCGGCCGAAGAACGCCGGGGAGAAGCCCAACAUUCCUGGACACAAUGAGGAGAAGGUCUAG